Molecule: messenger RNA, 6903 nt
Organism: Plasmodium inui San Antonio 1
Lineage: Eukaryota; Apicomplexa; Aconoidasida; Haemosporida; Plasmodiidae
Exons: 1
Coding region: 1-6903 (2300 amino acids)
Source: RefSeq, a predicted model, not a curated record
AUGCACGCUUUAAAAAGACUGCCUAGCGACUACCAGAGUGAUGAAGACGUGGUCGUCGAAGGGAGGAUAAGACCUCCGUUUGACCCAAAGUGGAACUCGCCCAGGGGGGGAAUGAAGAGCACAGCCCCCUCGCGCGAGCGCUAUUCUGAACAUAAUGGCAGCCGUGGUAAUGGUGUUAACGUUAGCAGCGGUGACGAUCAGAACGACCAAGACGACCAGGAUGGUCAUGAAAAUCGUUCCUAUCAGGACGAUCAACAUUAUUACCAUUACCGCGAUGAGGAAGACCUGGAGCCAGAGGAAGGCGCAACGAAGUGGGGCAGCCACGCUGAUCGGGGCCACAUGACUGAGGGGGGCCACACGACUGAGCGGGAUACUUCUCAUUUCCAGAGCAAGGGAUCGAAGAACCACGCAAGUGGACUUCACGAACAUGUAAAAAAAACAAAACUUAAAAUGUACAAGAAUUUAAUAGAAAAAAGAGAUUUAAUUAACUCUCGAAAUUUUUUUCAAAUUCCAUUUGAGCAAAAAAAAAGGGAGAGUAAACAUCAACAGAUUGUUGAUCUCGCAAUUCACAAAAACAAAUGGGUUGGUUCACCUUCAAAAUUGAGCAGCCAUCUCCGUGAAGCCAAACUUGUUAGACCAUUGAUGAAAGAAAAAACCGAUUUUAUCAUCCCAUCCAGAGAAUCGCUACCCGAACAGAGGAACCCAAAUUGUCCACCUAAAAAGUACAGCCCAUCAGUGGAACCUUGGAAGGAGGCUGCAUAUGUGGACACACAUUUAGACAAUCAAGUCAUAAGCCGAAUUGCCAAAAAGUUAUCAAAAAGAACCUACCGAUUUAAUCAUAGUAACAUCCAUAUUUGCACCUUUAAAAGUCUUAAUGACAACUAUGUUAGAUUCUUUAGGAGAAGAUUAAUGAAGAGUAAAAUUCAUGCACUGCUGAAGAUACAAAGAGGGGAAGAAACAAAAGGAAUUGUCAACCCAUUCAUGAAAAUUCUGUUGAAAUAUGAAACUCCCUUCAUGUGGAAGAAAGAAAAUUCUCACCAACACAAGCAAUCCCUCGGAGAGUCCAAACAAAGUGAAAGGGGUAAUGUCCACCCACUUGGUGUGAGUGGAACUCGAUCGUUGACUCCUUUGAUAAAGGAGGGAAACUCCAGUGGGGCCACUUCCAAUGUGGGUAACUUAACUCAGGAAGGAGACUCCAGUUCAAACCGGAGUUCUGACCAUAGAGAUGGACUUUUAAAUGGAGCCGAAAACAAAAGAGCGAAGAAACAAUCAAAGGAUGCACCCCUGAGGGAACGACCAAAUGGUCAUUCGCCAGUGACAGAAUGGUCGACCACCGGUGGGAUCGUCGAUUCUUACCUGAACGAAAACGCGGAUUUUUUUGAGCAGAACUUUCUGGAAGAGGAAUUUUGCGUGGGGAGAGUUUCAAUGGCGCACGCUUCUGACCCUGACUGUUGUGAGGCUGAUUCGUAUGAUGCCGAUACGUCUGAGGCGGACCCAGGUGUGGUGGACCCCUGUGAGGUUGACCUUUCCCUGGACGAAUCCAUAAAAACCCUGAUAAGCAACUGCAGCAGAAUUUUUAACCACUCCAGCAAUCCCCCGCAGGAGGAUUUUUCCCAAGCGAAUCAAACAGAGCCCACAGGCAGGGGGACCUCCUACGUCAAACUUCACCCACAGAACUACGACGAAAUUGUCCCCCUUAGGGACGAUUCGGUUAUGAACCUAAAUGGUCGCCGAGAAGAAAGAACCCUUCCGAGGCAAACAAAUCCAAAAGGUGAAAAAUGCCAACUGGUAAAAGAAGAGAGGAAAUCAAUUUGUGAUGACUCCUCCGUUGAGAAAAAAUAUCCUGAAGAAGAAAAACACAAGAAUAACUCUCACGCAACGUAUUUUCCUAAUUCGCGCACAAGCGGCCAAAUUAAUUCUCACCAAUUCGAAGUGCCACGACGAGGAGAAGAAGUAGCAUCGAAAGAGUUGCGACCAUCAGGACAGGACAAAGAACAGUUGUACACGCACACGCCGCAUGAAAUAUACACGCCGCCUGACACACACAAGGGUGAAAAAAUUUGCACACUGAGAAAAUUGCACAAAAAUGUGAAACAUAGACAUCCAUUCGUACUAUUACCUGUAUGGAAGCAGGACCAUCUUAAGGGGGCAUUAUCCGACCAGAAAAAUAGAAUUAAAGAUGAAGGGAAAAAAAAAACAAAUUUCUGCAAAAUGGCGAUGAAGACAUACCCUAAUGUGGGACUUCCAUAUACCCCUAACUGCCGUCUACACAUCACUGCAUGCAAUAAAAGGCACAUAAUAAGAAAAAAAAAUAAUAAGAAGGAUAAUGAAACCAUCAGCUAUUUUCGCUUCUAUAAGAAGAAUCUUAUAACCACGAAAGGAGAAAAAAAAAAGCGUGUAAACAGCCACAGGGAUAGUUGUAACGAAUGUUCUGUGACUCCGGUGCAAAAUGUCAUUUCUCCCUGUCGGGACUCCGAAAGUGCUUACCUUUUGGAAGAGAAAAAGGAGAGACAUAAGGUUUUGUCCACCCUUAGGAGCGUUCAGGAGAGCGUCCAAGUAACAGAAAAAGGUGAGAACAAACAGAACGGUAUUGCUCGUCAGGCAAAUCACAACCUAAGAAGUCCAAGUAUACACACAACCACUCCCCAAGGGAACAUUUCAAAUGAGAUAUAUGUUGAUAAAAGAAAUUACAAAGAGGAAAUAAAUUCCAUUAAAGGAGAGGAACAUUCCCAAAAUGGCUUCACUUCAAACCGGAUGGCAGAUAAUGCACAGACUUCAUCGGAUGGUGAGCCACUCCAAGGGAGUUCCAUAAAAAAUGAUCGUCUCACUGCUCAUAGGGGUGAUAAGGGGCACACCCAUUUGAGACGAAAAAAUGGUAUCAGUACACACGCCAACGACUCCAGUGACGUCUUCACGAAAAAUCGAAUCGGUGGAGACACUUUCCAGGGAGAGGAUUCACUCCCUGAUAACACCUCACAAGAUGGAAACAAAAUUGAUAACACUCCACAAGACGGAAACAAAAUUGAUAACGCCAUUUUGGAGGAACGCCGUAGCGACAUGAGCUCACCCCAAAUGAAUCAUUUAGUGCAUGAAAUAAAGUUGAACCUGCUGGAGGGGCAUGUCUCUCUACAUCUUUAUGGAGAAAAUGGAACCCACGUCCUUAAAUUUAGCAUCGAAUUGGAGGUACUAGAACAGAACUGCAAACUGCUUAAAGGUUUAGCGGACAGUUCAUCGUUAGUCACCAAUUCGGACGCAAAUGUGGGUCGAGGUGUCGACAGAAAUGCCCCAACAAUUUCCCCGCGAAGUGCAGGUCAAAAUUGCAGUGAUCUUCCCAGCUUCCCCACCAAAGCGACUACUCGCAUUAUCCAGAAGGAAGAUAUCAUAAAAAAUUACUGCAGCCGCCUGGCGCUGAACGAGCAAAAGGAACAGAUUCACCGCACCAUAAGCAACUCGCUCAGCGUGGAAAAUUUCAAGGUCCUAUUUACACUCCUAAAAAUGAAAAACAAAAUGAACAUUCUUCUACUCCAAAUUAACGAAAUGACUGACGAAAUAGAGAAGCUUCUCAUAAUGAUAGAAAAAAAACUAGAAGAAAUAGAGAGCCUUACACCCCAACUAGAAUUUUUAAGGAGUGUAAAAAAACAGGCAAAAGUUACAGUUAUACAAAACUGUAUGAACUUCUUCCUACGCAUAACUAGCAUAUACAGCAACAUUUGCACUUUGGUAAAAACACAAAAUGCGAUUUUUUCACAUUUCAAAUUUAACAACGAAAUUAUCAACAGUUAUUUAUUUUUUGUAAAAAAAUUCUCCAUCUAUAUAUCAAACAGUGUAGUCGAAAUACAAAGUUUUUAUGUCCAAAUAAAAAACAUGCAAAAUGAGGAAGCAGACCAAAAUUUCCUGAAUAGGAAAGAAAAAUCCACACUCAAAAUAAUUCACAACAAGUUAGAAAAUCACUUAAGUAUUCACUACAGGAAAAUAUUUAUAUUUAAACAAAUAUUGGACAUAUAUUUAAUCGAAUUGAACAAUUUUAAAAAGUACCAGAAGGAUUACAUGAUUAGCAGAAUUAACAUUUUAAUUAAUUCCAAAUGUCCAUAUGAUCUGCUCCUCUUUUCUAUCCUCGUGAAAUCGAAAAGUCUCUGUAAAAUAAGUGUGAGGAAAAUAUGCUACAAUUUCGACAUCACGAAUUUUCAGACAAACAAGAAGAUCUAUGCACUCUUUUUGAACAAAAAAAUUAAAAAUAACAUCUUGAAGAAGAUUAAAACAACCAUUGGGGAAAAUGCUUACGUUACGUUGAAGAGUAUUUUUUUCUACAAUGAGCUAAAUGGCCUCAUAAAAAAUGCUUUACGUAAUGGCGGCAUCAAAGGAGAACGUCAUCUCAGCGAGCAGGGUGAAGAAACACUGCAGGGGAACUCCUCGGACGAACGUUCUAUGGAGUCUCCCCAAGAGAAGGCAAAAUCGCCUCGUAAUUUAAUCGACACGCGUGAUGCCUGGAAUAAUCCUUUUCGUGGAAAAACUGGGACGGCUGAAGAGGGGAACGUACCGACAGGAGAAGAAGAAAACCAGAAAGGGGCGUACGAGAAACAUGACGGAGGUGUAAGGCCAACCGGAAGGAACCAACCAAGCGUGCGCAACAGCGAAAUUGUGGAAGAAUCUAAUGAGAGCGUCCCGUCUAAUGUCACAACAAACAGCCUGUCUACUUGCACUUCCCUAAACGACUGCGAAUAUUCUAAGUAUUUACAAAACAUUCACAAAAUUUUAAAAACGAACAAUGCCCUAACGGUAGUAAAAAAUAUUAGACUAUCCCUAGAUAUAGGCAAUCUGUCCACAUCAAGCAACUGCUUGGGCAAGAACAAAGAAGACACAUAUAAAAGAAAAUGCACUGAGGGAAAAAAGUCGAAAAUUUCAUUCCCCUCCACUGUUCAGGCGCAUUUAACCGGAUCUCCCCCCAAAAAUGAAAAAAAUUGCAUCAAAUUAAAUUGUGCCAGGAAAAAAAAAAUCGUGGCAACCGAAAUUGACCAACUCAGGAAGGUCUUCAAAACGUACGAGCGGGGGAGGAAAGCAAAAGAAGAAAAGGACCCCCCAAGAAGCGGGUCCAUUGAAAAUGCGGCCUGGAAAACCCAUCCAAAUGGAAGAGGCUUGCCACCCCCAAGAAAUAGACGCCUAUGCUGUAAAUACAAAUCCGCGGUGAUCGAGCAACCAAAUCCCCCUAAAAGGUCAGGCAACCGGGAACAAAACACACUAUACAACAAAAAGCAAAAGAAAAAAAGAAAAAUCCUUGAGAACAUUGAAAAAAUAAAAGAAAUAGAAAAAAAUUACAAACAACUCCAAGAAAUUCAAAGGCAAGAAAAAUUCAAAAAAAAAUUGAACGAAUGGAAACUAAAAAAAAUUACAAAAAGGAACAACAUAAGCCUGCUAAAAAUUAGGGGACUGAAAAAAAAAAAAAAAAAUUUGUUUACCUCGUUCGUUAAGAAAGACAUUAACGGAAUAGGCACGGUGAUCAGGUGUAAGAUCAACGGCGGGCGGCCCAUCAGCGCGGAUAUCAACCGGGACAUCUGCACUGAUGCAUACCCCAGGGACGCUCCUAGCAACCACAUGGGAAGCAGCCAUACGGAAAGCGGUUCCUCACAUCUUAUUUCCGAGGGGGGGGAAAAAAGUGUAAAGGACAUUCUGGACAACCUGAAAAAUUCCACCCCCGCAUGCAGCAAGAUGGGAAAAACAAACUCCCCUUUUGUAGACUUAAAUGAAGAGGAAUGCGCUCCUACUACGCAUCAGAAAUUGCACUUAUAUGACGACUUAACCCAAUUUGAUGAUUACCCGUUUGACAGAAAUCACCUCAACCGUUCAGGUAAAAACAGACAUAAUGGAAUUUUAAAUUAUGAAGAAAUCCAAAAGGAUGUCGUAAAAACAGUUAACACAUCAGAAGGAGUGACAAACCCACUGGACGAUAAAAUUAUUAUAAACCAUAAAACAGGGAGGAAUUUAAAAAAGGAGAACACAAAUUCUGAAGAUGAAGCUACCCUCGAUAAUGAGAAGAACAAAGAGUAUAUUCUUCACCAAACGGAACAGCAUUUCACUGAUUCCUUUUUUAACAAAAAAUUAUAUGAGCCAUCCCCAUCGGAGACGCAUUUUUUUACCGCAAUAGAGGACGAAAAUGAACACACGGAUAUGAGCCUUUCCCCUAGGCAGAGCAAGAACGAACCAAAAAGAAGCAUCCGGGGGGUGUCAAAUAAAAACAUAAAGUAUAAGCUGUCAGACUACACGCAAAAAUGGAACAAAACGGAGAGGAUCCCUUUUGUAUGCAUCACGAAAGGGCAAUUUUCCCCCAGUGGGAAGAAAGGAGUACCACGAAGGAAAGUCACAAGAGGGAGUCACACUGUUGGCUGUACAGAUCAGCGAAGUGAAGUGUCAACGGAAGGAAAUUACUUCCCAAUACAGGAAGAUGAAGACGCACGUGUGAACGAAAUGGCUAUCGAGACAUCAAACGAAUGGGUCAACAGAAGAAAAAAAAAAACACUUCAUCAGAUUGGAAGUGGGGAAAAUAAUGCCCCAUUUGGACAUGCGACACAUUUCCCCAUCGAAGUGAAGCACAAAAUGAAUUCCAAAAUGGUCAACUGCGGAAGGAAAAAACCAAGUGACGGUUUUUACUGCGGGAGGAUUUACAAAACGAAAGAAUCGAUAGAAAGACGACGGAGAAUCGAUAACUAUGCAAAGGCUCUGAGAGGGUUAGGCCCCUUGAAAAAUAUUGAAAUGUGGUUAAAAAAUAUUAAAAAUGUACCAAGUAAAGUUAAAAGGAAAGAUAUUAUUGAAUUCCUCAGACGGAGACAACGUGAAGGAAUGGCAUCGAACCAUUUGAUUUACAAGGAUGGAUACGUUUUUUUGAAAAAAAAUCUGUCCUCGAAAUUUUAA